This is a messenger RNA of Cynoglossus semilaevis (tongue sole), 2134 nucleotides long. RefSeq names its product kinesin family member 22 (gene kif22). Gene Ontology annotation, biological process: spindle elongation; microtubule-based movement; mitotic spindle organization. The transcript has 13 exons. Gene Ontology annotation, molecular function: microtubule binding; ATP binding; microtubule motor activity. Bases 182 to 2053 code for a protein of 623 amino acids. Lineage: Eukaryota; Metazoa; Chordata; Actinopteri; Pleuronectiformes; Cynoglossidae. Gene Ontology annotation, cellular component: microtubule associated complex. The record is from RefSeq and is a predicted model, not a curated record.
UUCCUAUUGGCCAUUGGCCGUUUCCGGGGGCAGUCUUGUUAUUUGAAAAGCGUUCGGUUGGUUGCUGGCGUUCGCCGCCAUUGUUUAAGCAAAACGUCCACAAUGUCUCUCAAAAGCAAAGUUGGAGAAUAAAUAAGUUUUCGCCUGUACGUAUUUACCGUUUUGCCUUUUGAGCUCAAACAUGGCUCAGCGCGUAGCCGUAGCAGACGGUGGAAACAAGAAAACGACCAGAGUCCGCGUUGCUGUUCGUCUACGUCCUUAUAUGAGUAAACAUGACGAGAAAAGCGAAGGACCGUGCGUGAGAGGCCUAGAUUCCCAAAGUCUCGAGAUAAUAAACUGGAGGAAUGCUACAGAAUCAGUCAAAUAUCAGUUUGAUUCUUUUCAUGGAGAGGAAACGACACAACAAGAGGUGUUCCUCACCUCGGUGAAGCCAAUUCUGUCACAUGUAUUGAAUGGUCAAAAUGCCAGUGUUUUUGCGUAUGGACCGACAGGAGCAGGUAAGACGCACACCAUGUUGGGGAGUCCAGAGCAGCCAGGCGUGAUCCCUCAAGCUGUCCGUGAAGUCUUCCAUCUAGUGAAGGGCAAGAAGGAGGAUGAAGGAUGGGACUAUAGCAUCGGCAUGUCUUACUUGGAAAUUUAUAAUGAGAAGGUGCUUGAUCUUCUGUCACCGGGCUCCCAAGACCUGCCAAUCAGAGAGGACAAGGACAAGAACAUUCUCAUCCCUGGCCUGACUCACACAACAAUCUCGUCUUUCUCCGAUUUUGACAAGCAUUUCAUCCCUGCCAGCCUCAAUCGCACCACAGCCUCCACCAAACUUAACCAGCGUUCCAGCCGCAGUCACGCUAUUCUCCUUAUUAAGGUUGUGCGGACGCGGCGCACGUUUCCCCACAGACAACAGACCGGGAAGCUGUACUUGGUAGAUCUGGCUGGGUCCGAGGACAACCGUCGCACAGGCAACCAGGGCAUCCGUCUGAAGGAGAGCGGCGCCAUCAACCUGUCUUUGUUCACUCUCAGCAAAGUGGUGGACUCCCUCAACUCUGGCACGGCUAUCCGAGUGCCAUACAGAGACAGCAAACUGACGCGGCUGCUGCAGGACUCGCUGGGCGGCUCGGCGCAUUCGGUCAUGAUCACCAACAUUGCACCGGAGUACAAAUAUUACUUUGACACUUUCACUGCUCUCAACUUCGCCGCCAAGUCCAAGCUUAUUGUGAACAAGCCCUUCACACGAGAGACCGUUGCCGUGCCCAUGCUGCCGGUCAAACGCGCCAGAGACGAACUCGAGGGCCGAGGUCCUGAUGCCGACCCACAGAGGAAAAGGCCGAAGGAGGAGAAGAGAAGUGGACAGGAGGACGCCUCCUCUGCAAAUUGUAACAGUUUAGCGGCACCGUCAGUGAUGGACAGACUAAUCGCUCUAGAAAAGCUAAUGAUGAGCUGUCAGGGGAAAGACAGAUCGAGCGUGCUGAACGAUGUGGCCCAGUCUCGGAAGGAGAUUCAGGAGUUAAAGGAGAAGCAGCGGGAGUUCGAGAGCAAAGCCCUCCUGCUAAGCCGCCUGGCUGGAGAAGGUUCAAGCGGUAAACACGAGUCGGAUUUCAAAAACAGCACAGCUCCUCUGCAGAAAAAACAGUCCAACACAUUGCGAUCCAUCAGACAGCAGGCUGUGGUUCAACCGCUGCAAGUUUCCCAGCUUCAGCCUCAGCAGCAACUCAUCACUGUCAAGAAACAGUCGGUCUGCGUCAAGAAAAAGCCUUCCAACCAGUUUGAGCCUCCAGAUGGUAAGGAGAACAUGAGUGAGAGCAGCUGGGAGUCUAAGCUGGACAACUCUGUCUUAGAGCAGUCCAGGAAGAAGAUCCUUCACAUUCUCAACAGCGGCUCCAUCAAAGAGUUGAAAGGUCUGCAGCAGAUAGGAGACAAGAAGGCCAAGCUCAUCUUGGGCUGGAGAGAGCUCCAUGGUAACUUCACAGAGUUGGAGGAUCUUGUAAGAGUUGAGGGAAUGACUGAAAAAAGAUUUUCCUCCUUUAUGAAGGCAAAUAUCCUGAGUGCCCUGGGAAAAUGAUUUUUUUUUUUUUUUGUACAUGUAUUGCUUUUAUAUUUUUACCUUGUCAUUGUGGUCCAGCCAAUGGCUAGCCUGCUUUUA